AUGACGUUUGUAACGCUCAGCACCCGUUUCAUAACAGGAUGCUUCCUCCUAGUCAUCACCGUCAACGUCUUCUACUUCCGCAAGAUAUACAACCUCGAGGAACAGCGCCUCCGCGACCUCGAGCUCCAGCAUCUCCACUCCCAGAGCUUUGAGGACUACAUUCCCGAUGCUCAGAUCGAGUACCCACCAGACUCGCCCUACCAAGAGUUGGACCCUGACCAGAAGGUGGCGUUCCUCCUCCACAGCGUCCAAGCCGAAUCCAACAGCUUCCAUGACAACAGCGCCUACCACCUGGCAGAGUUCUCCCCCAAAGAGGUGGAAACAUCCGAGUUGUUGUAUGACCCACGUGUGACGUUUUCCGUGUACCUCCACCACCUAUUGCAUGGCGAUGGCAACACCAGUGUGCCGUUUGCGUGGUCGGACUGGGUCGACUUGACAGUGCUCAACCAGGAGUUGGACAAGCUGGACUCGUCGAAGUUGACCUGCUCGUGGCUCCAGUCCAAGGUCAACAAGCCCACCAACCACCCCGACUUCUGCAUCAACAAACAGGACUUAUCCCAAGAACAGAUUGACGCCAUCGGCUUGCCCUUUGAGCAGCUUCCAGGCUUCAUCGUCACGAAGUCCCCCCAAAACAAGAUCCCCAAUGAACAGAGCAUCAUGCAGGCCAAGGGCCACUUGUUGACAAGCGCAGAAUUGCCCAUAAAGUUGGUUUUUCUUACCUCUUCUGGAACUUACCAGUUGGAUGUGCAAAAUGACAGAAAAGACAUUUAUCGUUCAGGCAUGCUCGACAAUUACUUGCAACAACGCGGCUUGAGUGACGAGAAGAAGGUGAAGUUCACCCCCCGCGAUAUAAUGAAGGAAUUGACUAAAAAAGUCAAACCCAAGCAGCAAGACACAAAUAAUCCAGUAUAUGCCAAGGCACCCCACGGAGGAUCUCGGGAAUUCAAUCUAACCCCUGAAAUGUUCCAUUACAGCCAAGAAGACGUGGAAGCCCAGAUCCACGAAUAUCAAGAAAUCAUGAAAGAAACCACUCGGAUACCGAGAAGCGAAGCCUUCGCAAAGCUCUCUUUCAACUACGAGAAACUCUCGAAACAAGAACUAAAUCACUAUCAAGGUCUAGUUGGUGCUAAUCGUUACUCCAAUGACGAUGAGCCAGUAUACUACAAGCUAGCAACCUUGUACCUUGAUGAGGAGAACCAAGAUAAUGGAUGGCAUUACGAAUGGAGGUUCUUCAAUGGGGCUUUCAAGUACAUGAAAGAUAAAACCUGGACUCAGAAGCAAUUAGCGGCCAGAGAAAAAAUUAUCUUAGAAAGACUAUUGAGAAAUUGGUUCAAGUUCAGCAAGGAGAUGGGAAUCGUUUCAUGGAUCUCACAUGGCCCAUUAUUAGCCUGGUACUGGAAUGGUUUUAUGUUCCCAUUUGACAUCGAUAUCGAUAUUCAAAUGCCAAUUGCAGAAUUAAACAAACUUACCAAGAACCACAACAUGACCUUGGUGAUCGAAGAUGUUGAGGAUGGUUUUGGCAAGUACCUUAUCGAUUGUUCCACCUAUCUUCAUCAUAGAGACAUUUCAGGAAAAGGCAACUACAUCGAUGCUAGAUUCAUCGAUGUUGAUAGUGGUGUGUACAUAGAUAUCACUGCACUCAGUAAGAACAAUGAAAUUCCACCACCUGAGUAUAAUAGUCUCAUAAAGGAGAAGACGGCUAAAGGAGAGCUGGUCGAAUUAUACAUGGAUAGAAGAAAACACUGGAUGAACUUUGAGAAGUUGAAUCUGUUGAGAUUAACGAUGAUAGACGCAGUCCCCGUUUAUGUUCCAAAUGACAUAAUGUCCAUGCUAAACUUCGAGUACUCACAAGGUACCACGGCAUAUUACUUCAAUCAUUACUUCUAUGUUCCUAUUAUUCGUCUUUGGUUACCAGAAGGCAAAAUUAUCAAAAUUUUUGAACAAGAAGGCAAAUAUAGGGACCGGAAAGGAAAAGUUAAUGUAAAGAAAUUAGUGGGAAGAAUCAAAAACAUGGAUCUUGAUGAUAAGGUUAGAUUAUUGGAGUCAGAUAAGGAAAUCUUGAUAGAAUAUGAAAGAACCAACGAAUUUACCUCCAUGCACAAUUAUGAGAAGCUCUACAUGAUGGACUUUUCCCAACAACUCUCUGUGUUGGAUCUUCACAACAACACUGAAUACCAUCAGCUAACCAGCAGAUACGAAUUGGGAAGGCCCUUGAUGAAUAGUUUAUUCGCAUUCGAAUACUAUGAUAGGGCAGAGGGCAGUGAUUAG
Molecule: messenger RNA, 2268 nt
Organism: Suhomyces tanzawaensis NRRL Y-17324
Lineage: Eukaryota; Fungi; Ascomycota; Pichiomycetes; Serinales; Debaryomycetaceae
Exons: 2
Coding region: 1-2268 (755 amino acids)
Source: RefSeq, a predicted model, not a curated record